Molecule: messenger RNA, 2469 nt
Organism: Ceutorhynchus assimilis (cabbage seed weevil)
Lineage: Eukaryota; Metazoa; Arthropoda; Insecta; Coleoptera; Curculionidae
Source: the annotation of a GenBank genome assembly
UUCUUUUUCCCACCUACCUUGUACUUUGAUUUUGUUGUUUUGUUCCAUGUUUGGAGGGAUUCGAAAUUGGACUUUAGAUUCUACAUAAAUGAUAAAGUAUUGUUAAUUUUUUUUGUUAUCAGGUAAAAGUUUUUCAGUUAGUAACCAACACUCCAAUACUUGUGAAAAUUAAUUGGAACCAUGGCUGCUUCAUUAGUAAAAGGAUCUUUCAUUGUUGGUGCCAAAAGAACAGUUUUUGGAACUUAUGGAGGAAAACUGAAAAACGUCUCAAUCACUGAACUACAAACCAUUGCAGCCAAGGCUGCACUAGCUUCAGCCAAUGUAAAACCUGAAAAUGUUGAUACAGUGGUUGUGGGUAUUGUUGGAGCUAAUUCUUCGGCAGACGGCAUAUUCACAUCACGUCACGUAUCGCUUAAAUGCGGCAUCCCAAUCGAGAAACCAGCUCUUGCCGUCAACCGCUUAUGUGGCUCCGGUUUCCAAUCCAUAAUCAACGGAGUCCAGGACCUGCAAACUGGCUUCGCGCAAAUCUCCCUAACAGGAGGCGUGGAAAAUAUGUCGUCUUACCCGCAUGCAGUCAGAGGCUUGCGUUGGGGCCUACCCUUGGGCUCCAGCCCCGUGUUUGAAGACUCUCUAUGGGCGGGCCUAACGGACACUUAUUGUAAUUUGCCCAUGGGGCUUACCGCAGAAAAAUUGGGAGCCCAAUUCAAACUAACCAGAGAAGAAGUGGAUGAGUAUGCUUUGAGGAGUCAGCGGUUGUGGAAAGAGGCUCAAGAUGCUGGCAGGUUUAAGGAGGAAUUGGUACCGGUGCCUGUAAAAGUGAAGAGAGAUAUGGUUGAUUUGAUGGUUGAUGAACAUCCCAAGCCUCAAACCACUUUGGAGACUUUGAGGAAAUUGCCUACUGUGUUUAAAAAAGAUGGAUUGGUUACUGCUGGCACAGCAUCAGGAAUCUGUGAUGGUGCUGGUGCAGUCGUUUUAGCAAGCGAACAAGCCUUAAAAGACCACAACCUCAAACCCUUAGCUAGAGUAGUGGCUUACUCGGUCGUUGGUGUAGAACCUUCAAUAAUGGGCAUCGGUCCAGCUCCCGCUAUCCGUGCCAUACUCAAAGCCACAGGAAAAUCCCUGAAUGAUAUCGACUUGGUCGAAAUCAACGAGGCAUUUGGAGCUCAAACUUUAUCUUGCGCCAAAGAUUUAGGCUUGGACAUCAAUAAGCUUAACGUUGACGGUGGAGCUAUAGCUUUAGGGCAUCCGUUAGCUGCUUCUGGUAGCAGGAUAACUGCUCAUCUUGUGCACGAAUUGAGACGCAGGAAAGCUAAAUUUGGUAUUGGUUCAGCUUGUAUUGGAGGCGGACAAGGAAUUGCUAUUUUAAACACUCAAUCUGAUGGCGCUCUAGUGGCACGACACGCAGCUCUACAUACUGGAAUCCCAAUUACGGCACCUGCUUAUUCUGUUAACCGAUUAUGUGGCUCUGGAUUCCAGUCUAUUGUCAAUGGAGUUCAAGAUGUUGAAAGUGGCUUUGCUCAAAUCAGCUUGACCGGAGGUGUAGAGAACAUGUCAGCUUAUCCUCAUGUAGUCAGAGGCUUACGCUGGGGCUUACCUUUAGGUUCUAGCCCAGUCAUGGAAGAUUCUUUAUGGCUAGGCUUGACAGACACUUAUUGUAACUUGCCUAUGGGCAUGACAGCUGAAAAACUAGGAGCCCAAUUCAAUAUUACCAGAGACGAAGUGGACCAAUUUGCAUUGAGGUCUCAAAGGCUUUGGAAAGAAGCUCAAGAUGCCGGAAGGUUUAUUGAGGAAUUGGUGCCAGUGCCUGUGAAGGUUAAGAGGGAGAUUGUUAAUUUGAGUGUCGAUGAACAUCCUAAACCACAAACUACUAUUGAGGGGUUGAACAAGUUGCCUACUGUGUUUAAAAAGGACGGUUUGGUUACUGCUGGAUCAGCAUCGGGUAUUUGUGAUGGUGCCGGAGCAGUGAUUGUGGCAAGCGAACAAGCCGUAAAAGACCACAAUCUGAAGCCUCUAGCUAGAGUAGUAGCUUUCUCGGUUGUCGGUGUGGAACCUUCAAUAAUGGGCAUCGGUCCGGCUCCAGCUAUUCGUGCCAUUUUAAAGGCCACUGGAAAGUCUCUAAACGAUAUUGACUUAGUUGAAAUUAACGAAGCUUUUGGAGCUCAAACUCUAGCUUGUGCCAAGGAUUUAGGUUUGGAUUUGAACAAAUUGAAUGUGGACGGUGGAGCUAUUGCUCUAGGACAUCCGUUGGCGGCUUCGGGAAGCAGGAUAACAACUCACCUUGUGCACGAAUUGAGGAGAAGGAAAGCCAAAUUUGGAAUUGGUUCGGCUUGUAUCGGUGGUGGACAAGGAAUUGCGAUUAUGGUUGAGGCUUUAUAAGGUCAAGUGCUAACUUUUUAUAUAUAUUAAGUCAAAAAAAAUCCAUAUUUUUAUUUACUUUUUACAACUUUUAUUAAACUAUUUCAAUUUUAA